CCAGAGUAAAUGGAGAAGCCAAACAAUGUGACUGAAUUCAUUCUUUUGGGCAUUACAAAGAACCCAGAGCUGCGGAAAAUAUUAUCGGCUGUGUUUCUAGUCAUGUAUGUGGCCACCGUGUUUGGGAACCUACUCAUUGUGGUCACUAUGACGGCAAGUCAGAGCCUGAGGUCACCUAUGUACUUUUUCCUUACUUCCUUGUCCCUCAUGGAUGCCACCUAUUCUUCUGUCAUCGCCCCGAAGUUGAUUGUAGACUCCCUCUCUGAGAGCACUACCAUCUCCCUGGCAGGCUGCAUGACCCAGCUCUUUGCAGAACAUUUCUUUGGUGGGGUGGGGAUCAUCCUUCUCAUUGUGAUGGCCUAUGACCGCUAUGUGGCCAUCUGUAAGCCCUUGCACUACAUGACCAUCAUGAGUCCUCGAGUGUGCUGCCUUUUGCUCGGGGGGGCCUGGAUCGGGGGCUCAGUGCAUGCAACAAUACAGCUUCUCUUCAUGUACCAAAUACCCUUCUGUGGUCCCAAUAUCAUUGAUCACUUUAUGUGUGAUUUAUUUCCAUUGUUGAAACUGGCCUGCAUGGACACUCAUUUCCUGGGCCUGUUGGUCAUCCUCAAUAGUGGGGUGAUGUGUGUAACCAUUUUCUUCAUCCUCAUCAUCUCCUACAUGGUGAUUCUAUGCUCUCUGAAGUCUUGCAGCUCUGAAGGGCGGCGUAAAGCCCUCUCGACCUGUGGCUCCCACCUUAUGGUGGUCAUCUUGUUCUUUGUGCCAUGCAUUUUCUUGUACAUGAGACCUGUGGCUACGUACCCCAUAGACAAAGCAAUGGCUGUGUCCUUUACCAUGGUUGCGCCCAUGUUAAAUCCCUUGAUUUACACCCUGAGGAACGCAGAGGUGAAAAAUGCCAUGAAGAAACUUUGGCUGAGACAACAAACUGUGGGUGGACACUAG
This is a messenger RNA of Echinops telfairi (small Madagascar hedgehog), 939 nucleotides long. RefSeq names its product olfactory receptor 4C6-like. The transcript has a single exon. The record is from RefSeq and is a predicted model, not a curated record. Gene Ontology annotation, molecular function: G protein-coupled receptor activity; olfactory receptor activity. Gene Ontology annotation, cellular component: membrane. Lineage: Eukaryota; Metazoa; Chordata; Mammalia; Afrosoricida; Tenrecidae. The coding region runs from base 10 to 939 and encodes 309 amino acids. Gene Ontology annotation, biological process: G protein-coupled receptor signaling pathway.